CUCUGCGCUCCAGCACCGGCUGACACAUGAACGCCCGGUCCGCUCCAUCACUGCUCUGCCCAGACCUGCACGUCUAAGAGGCUCCACGGCGAGACAAGGGUUAUAUGCUACAGGUGCCUUCGGUCGCCUCCCACUGUGAAACCCUCUCGGAAGCCCACUUGGAGGCCCGUCUGCAGCAACCUUUGAAGGUCCUGGGUGUGAAGUCGGUCAGUCGUGGGCCGUACGAGAUGAAGACAUGCGCUCUGUUUCUGGCAGCUUUGCUGCUGCCCAGCAUUCAGGCAGUGUGUCCAGAUAAGGAGCCAGGACUGCAGCCAUGGACACCCGGCCACAGUGAGGACCACCGUGUCACCAUCGGCUAUGGCAGGAAGGUCCUGCUCACAUCUUCAGCUACUGUCCACUCCAUUGAGAUCCUCAAUGGAGGAAAGCUGGUGAUUGCUGACACCAGCCGGCCCAUCCUGCUUCGAACCAAACACAUCCUGAUUGGAAACAAAGGCGAGCUGCACAUUGGAAGCCCAGCUUGUCCAUAUCAAGGCAACCUCACCAUCUCCUUGUUUGGAAGAUCUGAUGACAGUGAUCCGGAGCACAGCUACUUUGGCCGAAAGUACAUUGGUGUAGGAACGGGAGGGACCCUGGAGAUCCAUGGCAGGAAGAAGCUGUCAUGGACUUUCCUGAACAAGACCCUCCACCCUGGAGAGAGCAACCAGAACAGCUACCUGUUCCAGAGAGGCUGGGGAAACCGGGGGAUCAUCGUCCACAUCAUCAACCCCAAGACUGGAGAGGUGCUCCACGAUGACAGGUUUGACACGUACCGCAGUAAGGACGAGAGUCGCCGCCUGGCCCAGUAUGUGGACAAUGUGGAAGCGGGGCUCAUAUUAGCCAUGGUGGUCAACGAUGAGGGUUCAAACAACCUGGAGGAUUCAGCCAAGAAGAGCCUCUCCAGGCUGGGCAGCCAGCACGUCACCCGCCUGGGCUUUCGGCACCCCUGGAGUUUCAUCGUCGUGAAAGGUGACUCUUCUUCUGCGGUGGAGGACCACGCCGUCUAUCAAGGGACCAAGGCUUCCUCGGAGGCUCGCAGCUCUCGCGUUUUUCAGUCGAGUUACGGGGAACAUUUCACCAUCACCACCAGCAGCCAGUGGGUGCAAGAGGCAGAAUGGACGGAGUGGUUCGACAGGGAUGACGAGAGGGGAUCUGGAGACUGGGAGAAGCUGGCCGACCUGCAUAAGGCCUAUCCUGACCGGCUAUGUAGCAGCCCUUUGGACAUCCAGGCUGAGACCCAUGAUGGCAUCCCAUCCAACCUGACAGGAGAUGUUUUCCACAAAAAUGAUAAGGACUAUGGUUUUGUCUGUCUCAAUAAGGACCAGAGCCACGGCCUCUGUCACAACUACAGGGUCCGCUUUCUGUGUGGCAAACUAGUUCGUCCACAGGCCUCCAUCUCCAUUGACAUGCUAUCCAACAGCAGCAUCCUGGAGCUGGCCGAACAAGCCGAGGGCUGGGGGGCCGGGGACCGAGUGGUGGUGGCCAGCACCGACUACUCCAUGCACCAGGCUGAGGAGUUCACCCUGCUGCCCUGCCCUACCUGCACACCCACCCAGGUCAAAGUCCAAGGUUUAGCAGAGUUCAUCCAUAUGGGCGAGGAGGUGGACGGGGUGGAUGUGCGAGCUGAGGUGGGCCUGCUGAGUCGCAACAUCCUGCUUCGCGGUGAGAUGGAGCCAAACUGCUACGGCAACGAGGCCUGCAAGUUCUUUGACUUUGACACUUUCGGGGGGCAUUUGAAGGUGGAGCGGGGCUUCAGGGCAGUCCAUAUAUCCGGGGUGGAGCUGAAGCACAUGGGCCAGCAGUCGAUGGGCCACUACCCGGUCCACUUCCAUAUGAACGGAGACGUGGACGAGAGGGGAGGCUACAAUCCCCCUUCCUUUGUCAGCAACCUGUCCAUCCACCACUCUUUCUCCCGCUGUCUCACCAUCCACGGCUCCAACGGUCUGCUGGUAAAGGAUGUGGUGGGCUACGACACACUGGGCCACUGUUUCUUCACAGAGGACGGUCCAGAGGAGAGGAACACCUUCGACCACUGCCUGGGUCUGAUGGUGCGAGCCGGGACCUUGCUACCUUCAGACAGGGAUAGCAAGAUGUGCCGGGACAUCACCGAUGGAGCCUACCCGGGAUAUGUGGCCAACCCGCGCCAGGACUGCAGCGCAACUUCCACUUUCUGGAUCGCCAACCCCAAUAACAACCUCAUCAACUGUGCGGCUGCAGGCUCAGAGGAAACAGGCUUCUGGUUCAUUUUCCACCAUGUGCCCACUGGCCCCUCAGAGGGGAUGUACUCCCCCGGACACACUGAGCACACUCCUAUGGGCCAGUUCAUCAACAACAGAGCCCACUCCAACUACAGGGCUGGAAUGAUCCUUGAUAAUGGAGUGAAGACCACAAAGGCCAAUGACAAGGACAAGAGGCCUUUCCUAUCUCUAGUUGGAUCAAGAUAUGGCCCCCACCAAGACGCUGACCCCUUCAAACCCCGAGUUCCUGCUCUCAUUCACCACUUUAUAGCCUACAAGAACCAGGACCACGGAGCUUGGCUGCGAGGGGGGGAUGUCUGGCUGGACGACUGCCAAUUUGCUGAUAAUGGCAUUGGCCUCACUCUGGCAAGUGGAGGGACGUUCCCCGAUGACGACGGGUCUCGUCAGGAGGUGAAAAACUCUCUGUUUGUGGGUGAAAGUGGCAACCGAGGGAUGCCUGUUCCCGACAGCCGCAUCUGGGGGCCUGGGGGCACCGAUCACACCAGCAGGACCCUGCCCCGUGGCGUUGAUUUCCCUAUCCGAGGCAUGCAGAUCUACGACGGGCCCAUCAACGUGCAGAACUGUACCUUUCGAAAGUACGUGGCUCUGGAUGGACGGCACACCAGCGCCUUCGGUUUCAGGCUCAACAACUCCUGGCAGAGCUGCCCCAACAACAACGUCACAGACAUCACGUUUGACAAUGUGCCGAUUACGUCCCGGGUGUUUUUUGGGGAGCCGGGUGCUUGGUUCAACAACAUGCAGAUGGACGGAGACAAGACAACUGUCUUCCAUGACAUUGACGGCUCGGUCAGCGAGUACCCUGGAGCCUUCCUGGUCAAAGAGGACAACUGGCUGCUGCGGCACCCCGACUGCAUCGACGUGCCCGACUGGAGGGCUGCCAUCUGCAGCGGCCACUAUGCACAGAUCUACAUCCAGACGCGUAACCCAGCCAACCUGAAUAUGCACAUGGUGAGGGAUGAGUACCCUGACCGGCCUCUGACACUAGAGGGCGCCCUGGGGAAGAGGAAGCACUACCAGCAGUUUCAGCCAGUGAUCACUCUGUCCAAGGGCUACACCAUCCACUGGGACCAGGCGGCUCCUGCUGAGGUCACCAUCUGGCUCAUCAACUUCCACAAAAAUGACUGGAUCAAUGUGGGCAUCUGCUACCCACAAGGCACCUCCUUCAUCAUCAUUUCUGACAUCCACAACCGCCUGGCCAAACAGACCCGCAAAACCGGCGUAUUCAUGAGGACGAUGCAAAGAGAGAAGGUCAACCACUCCAACCUGGCUAGAGGCUACUAUUACUGGGAAGAAGAUACAGGCCUUCUGUUCCUGAAGGUCACAGCCCACAACGAGCGGGAGCAGUACGCCUUCUGCUCCGUCAAAGGCUGUGAGAGAGUCAAGAUCACAGCGGUCAUUCCUAAGGGCAGUCCGCCCAGCGACUGUAUGGCCCGGGCCUAUCCUAAACACUCUGAGAUGCCCGUCGUGGAUGUACCCAUGCCCAGGAAGCUGCCCAAUGCCAGGCUGCACACACCUGAACACUUCCUGGAGGUCAAACUGGAGUCCUACAACACUCGCUUCUUCCACAUCAAAGAGGACUUUGCCUACACUGAGGUGAACGGCAAGAAGCUGUACCAGCCAGAGGACGGGGUGCAGCUGACAGUAAUCGAUGGGCAUGAUGGGAAGGUGGUGGAAAGCAAAGGCUUCAGGAACUCCAUAUUACAGGGCAUCCCUGCACAGAUAGAAAACUACAUCAGUGGACUGAAAGAGGGCUCCAUUGUCAUCAUGACUUCUAAGGGGCGCCUGGUGACCCGAGGACCCUGGACUAACGUCAUGGAGAGACUUGGAGCAGGCAAAAAUAUCAAACUGAAAGAUAAGCUGGCGUUUGUGGGCUUCAAGGGCUCCUUCCACCCCGACUGGGUCCGUCUGGAGGUGGACGACGACAGAGCCAAGAUCCAUCAGGUCCUGCCCAUCCCCGUGGUCCACAAGAUGAAGCUAUGAAGGCCAGGAGGACAGCCAAGAGACUCUAGCCCCCAUGUACUGUACUGGCACACGUACCCCCCGACAAACACACACACACACACUCACACACACACACACACACACUGCCAGCACUGCAGAGUCAGUUGCUCCAAGCCAUUGGUCCAGGAUCAAGUGGAUUUUUUUUAGAUGGUGAGAAAGACUGAUGUGAUGGGUGUGUUGACGAGGGGAAGACCUCGACCCAGAGCCGGCACCGCCCAACAUGAACUGAGUGUCGGGCUCUCAGGUGGACAACACCUCCCCUGGUGGCCAUACUGGAGGUCCUCAGCUCUGGGGCAACCGCUGCUUGUGUCUGUGUGUCCGGCGUUGCCCCCUCAACACAGUCCAGCAGACAUGGUUGAUUUCUGUGAUUUCUAUGCUUUUUUGCUGGCUAACCAUAUCCGGUCAGCUAACCAUAACUUUGGAUACAUGUCUGUAGUCACUAGUAGCUGCACGAUAUUAACAUUAGCAUCAGCUGCUUUGGCUGGCAGCUGAUGGUAACAUUAACAUCAGCUGCUUUGGUCAGUUAGCCCAAACCAAAUGUUUAGUUUGGUUCACUUGUCUUAACUCUUAACUCUUGUCAAGCCACACCUUGUAUUUUGGAGGCUAAAGGCGGUUAGUUCACCAUGUUACACUUAGAAACAAAGCUACCUAAUCAGAUUAUUUACUCUUAGUUGUAAUUAACAUGAUUUUUUUUUUUUUUUUUUUUUUAUCUAGCCACACCACAACAAUGUUUUCUAGGUAUCUCUUUUUGUGGCCUGGUUGUUGUAUACUUUAGCUUACUCUCCACUGGACCUCCAUGAUGGCGCCAGCUGUGACUGAUAAAAAGAUUGCGAUGCAACUGCAAAGCCUCUGUAGGAGAAGAUGGGAAGAAAGACUACGAAAGUGUGGGCCAGUCAAUCCAACGCGCGCAUAUCUGCACCGCCAAGCAUCCCUCCCAUGCAGGUGUCUGUGUUACGUGACAAAACGUGGACGUUUGAGUGGUUUCGACCGUACUGCUUCGUUUGACUAAACUCGUCGUUCAAAGAGAGAAAAAGAGAAGAAGAGGAAAAAAAACACAAAAAGAGAACAUUCCUCGUUUCCUUGCACCCCGCCCGGUGGUUGUUAACGUGCUCCGUUUCAUUCCCGUAGAGCUCCGAGCGCUUUAGCUCACUUGAUAUUGUGAUGUUUUUCAUAUUCUCAUUUGUUUCAUAUCAGUGUUUGUGGUCCAUCUGUCUGUGUUUUGGAGUGUACCAGCGAGAAGCCCUUAAAAAAAACAAAAGAUAACUUGGCAAUGGUUAAAUUAUCCGCUGAAAAUGUGAAAAUCAGGGAAUUUUUAAAGGUGCAAUUUACCCCAGGUCAAAAUUGAGGAGAAGAAUUCGUUCAAAUCUGGCAAGAAAAAGGUUGCGUUCCCUUUGCCGAAAUAGCUGGUCUUUUUUCGGAGGUUGUAGCAGUUUAGUGUUUUGUAAGUUUAAUGUGUUUUUAAGAAUCCACAGAUUGAUAACAGAGAUAUAUUUUAUACUUAUUUAUUGUACAGACACAACUGAUCAAAAUCUAGAAGGGACAUCUUUUGAGUUGUAAUGUAUUCCUGUCCUGUAUACUGUAUGUAAGAAUCCAUAUAGCUUCAUUUCAAAAGAAUUAAGCCGGACACUCACUGCACACGAGCAUAUGACUCUUGGUAUAGUUGAUGAGUUGUUUAACCGUACACCAAAUGGAUGUGUUGUAUAUGUGGCUUGGGCUUGUAAAGUGAUGAAACCCCAUGACCCCUUUGAAUCUCUUUGAAGAUUUUUGUACAGAAAUAAAUGAUGAUGAAUGAAUAAAUGAGCAU
Myripristis murdjan (pinecone soldierfish) is the source of this 6099-nucleotide messenger RNA. It is a transcript of the gene cemip, whose product is annotated as cell migration inducing hyaluronidase 1. Lineage: Eukaryota; Metazoa; Chordata; Actinopteri; Holocentriformes; Holocentridae. The transcript has 29 exons. Bases 105 to 4274 code for a protein of 1389 amino acids. The record is from RefSeq and is a predicted model, not a curated record.